Messenger RNA from Diospyros lotus (date-plum), 940 nucleotides. Its product is annotated as U1 small nuclear ribonucleoprotein C. The coding region runs from base 196 to 750 and encodes 184 amino acids. Gene Ontology annotation, cellular component: nucleus; U1 snRNP. NCBI's taxonomy places the organism in Eukaryota, Viridiplantae, Streptophyta, Magnoliopsida, Ericales, Ebenaceae. Gene Ontology annotation, biological process: mRNA splicing, via spliceosome; mRNA 5'-splice site recognition; spliceosomal snRNP assembly. The record is from RefSeq and is a predicted model, not a curated record. Gene Ontology annotation, molecular function: zinc ion binding; pre-mRNA 5'-splice site binding. The transcript is spliced from 6 exons.
UCUUUUGGUUUUCGUAAAAUGACCGUCCGAACCGGCAAACCGCACUGAAUAAGAGCCCUAGGGCUGGAGAGGCGAGAGUGACGAGAGAUUGGAAACCAGAGAAGUGGUGAUUGGGAUUGGGGCAAAUUACAGUUCGAUUGCUCCGCGAUAGUUGUUCUUCCUCGAUCAGGUUACUGGUCCUGACAGUACUCGACAAUGCCUCGGUAUUAUUGCGAUUACUGCGACACCUAUUUGACGCAUGAUUCUCCUUCUGUUAGAAAGCAGCACAAUGCAGGGUACAAGCACAAGGCAAAUAUCCGAUCUUACUAUCAGCAAUUUGAGGCACAACAAAAUCAAAUUUUGUUAGACCAAAAGAUCAAGGAACAUCUUGGGCAGACAGCUACAUACCAGCAAGUUGGUGUUGCUUUCAACCCAAUGAGACCCCCUAUGCCUGUUCUUCCUACUCCAUCAAUGCCAAUGGCAGGGAACCCCAACAUGAAUUCACCAUUAAUUCCUGGAGUUAGACCACCAAUCUUGCCUAGACCAAUUCAUGGUUACAUGCCUGCUCCAGGUAUGUCGCCAAUGAUUAUGCCACCGGGUGCUGCUCCCUUUCCUCUUCAGGUUAAUAGCCUCCCAAGGCCACCAACAAUGACUUCAGGACCAGCUGCAGUUCCAGGGCCCCCCAUGGCUAAUUCUAGUAGUUCUACCCCUGCUAUGUAUCAGGCUAAUUCAGCCCCAACUACUAGUGGAGGUUUUGACAGUUCAACAUGAGUGCUCAAGCUCCUGAGGCCAACCAUUAGUCCAGUCAACCUUGUGUAGGUUUUGCCGUUAGAUCUUGUAAAACCGUGCAACUAUAGCACUAUUGACAUUUGUGGAACGUGAAUAACUGUUUUGAUGUUUGCCGUUAGUAUUUUUGUCAAGGUUAUGCUUACAAUCAGUAUUUAAUGUUACUGUUUUAUCA